AAGGAGGAGGGGAGGGGGGGGGCAUUCUCCCCGAGUACACACAAGCAGCGGCCACAUCCACUGUUCAGUGACGUGUUUUGUAUUAGCCUUUUUUUAUGCAUGUCCAACCCUUUUCCACCACUGGCUGAGCGGAAAUUUAGAAUCCAGUCGCUCGCCAGCUUCUAAUUUCCACCAACUCUAAUCAUACCCUUUCUAUUUAUUUAUUUAUUUUUGCCUCGUUAUUCAGCCCAUCCACCGUCCAACCCCUAUCUUCUCCCCCCCCCUCCCCUCCAUCUCCAUCUCUUUGGGAGUGCGACGCGCUGCGAAUCUCUGAAAUAAAACAGAAGCCUGCAGCAGCAGAGCAGUGACCAUGACACGAGUUUCCUGCUAACGGAGGGCGGACGGAGAGCAGGACAAGCGUCCAGGCCACCGACUCCACCAGCCACAGCUUUCCUGUGAGAAAGAAAGAAAGAAAUAAAGAGAGAAAGAGGCCAAAGAGAGAGAACAAGUGCAAGAAGGAGAGGGGAGCGGGUGAAAACAGUAGAUGGAUGCUGUCCGGAUUGAGGGGACAGCACGUUCUUCACUGACGAGGAAAAGAAAGAUUUCAAAAUUGAGUCGAAGGAUAGAAACUCGCCGUCAGGCAUGGUGUGUGAGAAGGGGAUCCAAAUCCUUCUCACCACCGUGGGGGCAUUCGCCUCCUUCGGCCUGAUGACGGUGGCCAUAGGGACGGACUACUGGCUGUACUCCCGUGCCCUCAUCUGCAACAGCACAGCCAACGUUACCGCGGAUGACCCCCAUAACAAGGACAAGAAGGAUCCCGGGGCGCUCACCCACUCUGGACUGUGGAGGAUAUGCUGCCUGGAAGGAGUAAAGAGAGGCGUGUGUUCUCAGAUCAACCACUUCCCAGAAGAUGCCGACUUUGACCAUGAUGGGGCAGAGUACGUUCUACGGGUGGUUAGGGCUUCCAACAUCUUCCCGAUCCUCAGUGCCAUCCUGCUGCUGAUGGGAGGGCUUUGCAUCGCUGCUAGCCGUUUCUACCGGAGCAAGAGGAACAUCAUCUUGGGGGCUGGAAUUCUCUUUGUGGCUGCAGGCCUGAGCAACAUCAUCGGUGUGAUUGUGUACAUCUCGGCCGCACUGGGGGACAUCUCCCCGAAGAAGGACGAGGACAAGAAGUGGCAGUACUCCUACGGUUGGUCCUUUUACUUUGGGGGUCUCUCCUUCAUCAUGGCCGAGAUGGUGGGCGUGCUCGCCGUCAACAUCUACAUCGAGAAGAACAAGGAGCUGCGCUGCCGCUCGCGCACCGACAUUUUCAAGAGCACCACCCACGCCAUGCUCCGCCUGCCCAGCUACCGCUUCCGCCGCCGCUCCCGCUCCUCGUCCCGCUCCACCGACCCCUCCCGCUCCCGAGACCCCUCACCCGUAGGGGGAGGUGGGGGCAAGAACUUUGGCCUGCCCCCCUCUGCACUACUUUCCCAGGGCCCCAUUUCAGUGUCCACCUUACCCAACCCCCACUCCCGCUCCCACACGGCCCUGGCCGGAGGCGACAUCUCUCUCUACACGCUGUCCCGCGACCCCAAACUGGGGGGUCUGCCGCCCAUGUACGGAACGGUGGACAGGGCCACGCUUUACCAGCUCCACAACUGCUUUCCCAAGGACGGAGGCGGAGGGGGGGUGAUGAUGAGUGGUACACUUCCAUCGCUUAAGUCCCACAAUCCUUCCAAUUCUUCCAACUCCAACGCGCCGAUGCCCAACUCGGUGGGCUCCGGCCCCCCCGCCUUCACCUCGUCCACAGUAGACAGGGAGCGAGGGAUGGGGACUCUGGACAGGCUGAAGGGGGACAGGGAGAGCAACUCCAACACCCUCAAUAGGAAGACAACGCCUGUGUAGGGAGAGGGUGUGAGAGGGCGAGGAGGGAAGGGAGAGGCGGACGGGUAGGAAUGAGGGAGGGGUGAUAGAGAGUGUUUGUGUGGCUCUCCCUCCAUGCUCACUGCUAUUUAGUCUGCUCAAUCUCACUGAGAACAGAAAGAGGAUGAGUAAUAACGGAGUGAUAAUAACAACAACAAGGAACUUUCACAAUAAAACUAUUUUGAUAUUUUAACCUGCUAGAAAUGAUUUAUUUUGUUAAUGAUCAAACACAAUUAACCUUGGGCUAUUAUGAAAAUGUUUCACAUAUUUUUUUUUUGUGCAAUAUUACCGCUAAUUAACCAGAUCAUCGUUAAUGUAAAAUUGUUGUUGUGAUUAUUCUUAGCGUUAUUACAGGCUAGCCGUAUUUGCAAACACUAUAGUUUGGAAUGAAAAUUUUAAUUUUCAUGUUACUUUCACUCUAAUUUUAGAUCUACGACUUUUACUGUGAAUUUCUUCCAUGCGGGGCCACUGGGACUCUCAGUGAGCUGUGUGUAACUGUGUCAAAGUGUCGAGCAUGAGUGUGCACAAUAUGUGGGAGAAUGAGGGCCUGUUUUUUUUUUUUUUUUUAACCCCAAUAUGAUAUAAUUUUCAUUUACAACAUGAAGUCAGAUUUGACUACUUGUAAAUUGUCUUCCAAUAUUGAUACUGACAGAAAUGCAACAAAUAAUGUGAGUGACUGAGACAACUGACCAACGUCCUCGUUAUCAUAAGUCUGAGUUUUCUGGGCCUCUGUUAGUCUUAUUUCCAUUCUAAUCAGUGUUAACAGUAGUACUUGUAGCUAUAGUCGUGUUGAAGAUGUUUGUUCUUGGGCAUUAACAGAAACCUCUGACUGGAGGAAGCAGAAAAAAAGAGACAUAGAAUAAUACAUUUGUACAGAUUCAGGUAAAGGUUACUGCCUGAGCAGAAAAACAAAAAAACCUAAUCAUUUUUUUCUAUGAAGAGUCCCAAAGUGAGACAUGCAACUCAUCAU
Messenger RNA from Pungitius pungitius (ninespine stickleback), 2854 nucleotides. RefSeq names its product calcium channel, voltage-dependent, gamma subunit 8b (gene cacng8b). The transcript is spliced from 6 exons. Gene Ontology annotation, biological process: postsynaptic neurotransmitter receptor diffusion trapping; positive regulation of synaptic transmission, glutamatergic; regulation of AMPA receptor activity. Gene Ontology annotation, cellular component: AMPA glutamate receptor complex; postsynaptic density membrane. Bases 622 to 1866 code for a protein of 414 amino acids. The record is from RefSeq and is a predicted model, not a curated record. Lineage: Eukaryota; Metazoa; Chordata; Actinopteri; Perciformes; Gasterosteidae. Gene Ontology annotation, molecular function: voltage-gated calcium channel activity; channel regulator activity.